Messenger RNA from Porites lobata, 15420 nucleotides. The record is from the annotation of a GenBank genome assembly. Lineage: Eukaryota; Metazoa; Cnidaria; Anthozoa; Scleractinia; Poritidae.
AUGGUUGAAGAUAUGGGGACAGGCCUUUUGGAGGACUCCCACACUAAAUCAGGGAUUCCCAUUGAACAUCUUGACUAUCGAUACGUAGAGGGUUGUAAAAAUGCUAAAGAACUGGAAAAAAUUCUCAAAGUGUUAAGGUAAGUGAUAACUAAAGGAAAAAUGUCAUAAGAAAGGAGUUUGUGUACAGGGGGAACAUGCUGGUAUAACAGCAGACCAAUUUUGAUAUAUUAAGCUUCAUACUUGGCUGUCAGAAAUGUAUCAUUCAUCCUUGAACCCCAAGGUGAUGUCGUUUUUAUUUCCCACUCCUCGAAGCCAAGCAUUAAUUUCAUUUAUGGUGAUAAUCUUAUUUCAUUGUCAGUGUCUUUGGCUUUAAAAUUAAAUAAACAUAUAUCAAAAUAAAAAACAGUUGCGGUAUGGAGCAGAACCCAUGAUAUAAUAUUUUAAUGGCCAAUUUUUUCUCAGAAGGUCCUUGAUACUUUAUUGUAAAUCAGGUCCCAGUUGUCCAAAAGUUAAGCUCAUCGACAAGAUGAGGUCGGGAGCGGGUGUCUUAAAGGUGGAAGGGUCUAUAGCGCAAGAGUUCAACAUUGCCUCGGAGGUAUCCAUGGUAACCCAGCGAGCUCCAACCACCCAACACUGUCAUUCUGAAGAAGUUCAACAACAACAACACCAAACGCUUUAUUUGCAUGACCAUAAAGGAAUUACAGUAUUGCAAAAGCUAUUAGUCUAAAUUUAAGUACUAAUUCAACUAAUUAGUACGUGCAAAACAUUACAAAACGUUACAGUUCUCAUUCAUUCAUUCAUUGAUAUUAAUUUGGUUCUUAAUUCAAAGCAUUGCGAGAUAAAUGAAACUACAACAAUCCCUACUUACCUAUGCAAGGGUGGAGGGAGUAAGAGCAGAAACCAGCAGAUAUCUCAAGUUGUGAACUUACAAUGAUCCGCAAAGGUCAGCAAAGCAAAGCAGGCAAAGCUGAGAUAUGCAAUCACUUGUAAGCCCAGGCGGACUUAGCAGUCACCCUGCACAAGCGUAUCUGCCUUGGGCUCACCCGCUGACCCGCUAGUGUUGUCUCGAGGUUGACCUUACCUAACUUAUAAUUUAGCCGCAUGUGGAAAGUGUUAUCCACCAGGCCCCAGUUGUUCAAAAGGUUGAUAGCGCUAUCCAUCAGAUAAAUCACUAUCCAGUGGAUAAGUAUAAGGGAAACCAAUAAUUUAUUGCACUACCCACUGGAUAGAGAUUUACCUUUUACGCAACUGGGACCUGAUAAAUCACCAUUCAGCGGAUAAGUGUUAGUGAAACCAAAAUUUUGCAUUAUCCAGCAGAUAAUGAUUUGUCCGGUGGAUAGUGUUAUCCUCUUUUUGAACAACUGGGCUCAGGGUUGUAGUGUACUUAGUUAUUCCCAAAUGCAGAAAAUUCCAGGGCUCAAAAAGAGUCCCUGACUGGUUCUUCAGGACAGUCAAAUUUUGCAUCUGGGUAGGUCGCUUUUGAGGCUGGCAAGUUUUUUUUUAACUAAAAAGUAGAUGAAGACAACACUUACUGUAGGCCUGAAGAGCAAAAUGUUUAGAGCUGCUUGUCCCAAUUUCAGAUCUGGGGAAGAAGGCUUUUAUCCAGAGCUUAUUGAGUUUACAGAAGAAAGAUUGAAAAAGGUCAACCCUAAGAGGUGAGAUAAUCUGCAUGGUGAUAAUAGCAAUGAUGAUGACGUGAUGAUGAUGAUGAUGAUGAUGAUGAUGAAAACAAUGAUGAUGAUAAUGAUAGUGGCAGUGGUGGAUGAUGAUCGUAAUGUUAGUGCUGGCUAAAACAAUGGUUACACUAAUUAAUUUUGUAAAAGUUUUUUUAAAUUGAUCCCUGGUUAUCAAGAUGAUAAAAUGGACCUGUCUAGACACAGCAAUAAGUAUUUUCUAUUUCUUAUCAGCAAAAGUCUUCGCAAAGAAAACCCCAUCAAGACAUACCAUGAUUUAUCUGCAUCAGAAGAACAGGAAAUAACAGACGAUCUGCAGGUUUGCUCUAUAUUCAUGCAUUCUUUACACAUGGUUUUUUUGUUAGUACUGAUCAUGAAGUAAAAACUGAAGGUCAGUUUGUCCUUGACUCUUUUCCUGAUUCAAGAUAACUUUGUCAAAAAAAUAAAGCUGUUUGCAAAUCUGGCAACUUUUCAAACUGUUUGCAGGAAUGGAUGACAAGUAUCAACCAAGCUGACAAAUCACUGAAGAAGGAAGGUCAGACUGGUGUUAUAGAUAAUGAUAGCCUUCCACCUGUCAGAUCAGCUGUCAGCAGUGAAGGCUUCUCUGGCAAGGUAAAGAUUGUAGUGCAUAUUUUUUCGUCAUGCAUAGGCUUUUUUCAUCACAUGGUAUAAAAGAGCCAUACUGUUGAGCAAACAGUGGGACGUAAAUGAAGGCAAGAUUUUUGUUUUUGUAGCCCUGUCCCACUGUGUUGAAUGUUCAAUAUUGUGGAUAUUUUGUGCCAUUUUUGCAGAAGGUGCAUUGUUGUGUUGGAAAUAAAGAGUUACUGGUAAUAAUUGCUGCAGAUUUGAGUAUAGUUUCUGUCAGUACAAGAUUAUAUAUUUUAAAAUAAGUUUUUCAAGCCUGCUUAAAGUAGUGUCAGAAUUCCAGUAUACUAACAGUAUGAUAGUGUUUUAUAUUUCCAGCCUUUGAAAAAUUUAUUUUCUAGUACUAACUACUUAUUAUAUCAUCGGAGAGAAUCAUCUAACAAAAUUGUGUUUUACUUACAAGCAGCAGCAGCAACAACAAGCUGAUGAAAAGCAGAAAAAACCUGUUGCACCACGAUCGUACCAUGAGUGGGACAGGUAAUUAACAUUUAAGAGGAUAUUUAAUAAGUAUACAUUAAUUUUGUGACUGCCACACAUGGAUGCAUGAAUACAAGAGUACUUACCAUUAUGUGAAAAGCUUUGUCUCUUAGUUUUGAGGCUAACAUUUUAUUUAAACAUAUAUCAACAAUCUUGCAACAAUCAAGGCCAUGUGACUACUAGUAGUCCCUGUUUAGUUGAGUGAAAGUCUAGGAAUAUCAAUACCAAGCGUACACUAUGCUAAGAAGUUUCUCCUUUUCAACAAAGGUUUGAUCCUGACAAAGAGAUUGAAUCUUUGGAGGAGAAGGAAAAGAAAGAAAGAGAAAAGAAACUAGAGAAUGCCAAAGUAAUGAGUGCAAGUUCUAUUCCCUCUAAUGUGGAUUUAAGAGGUAAGGCUCUUUUGUAUGUUUGUGAUUUGAUGUUAGUAGCUGUAAGUUAAAACUUUUGUUAUUCUCCAAACCACUUUGCUGCUAAUAUUUAAAGUUUUCCAAUAAUUAUUAUAAUAAAAAAACAACAACAAUAACAACUUUUAUUGUACUCAUUCAUGGUGAAAAAGAAAACAUUAAAGUCAUCAACCUGUGAUAGGGGGCUUAAGCAAAGAUGUUUUUGAGUGAUGCACAUCAACCAGAAGAGAGACCAUUUCCCCCUUACUAAUCCUUGAGGGUUACCAAAUUUGAAAAUCAAAUUUUUAAGUGUCUUUACCAAAACACUGCCCAAGAAUGAACUUCCGAAAUCCACUUCCGGAAUAUGUGUGUUGCUAAACAAUGUCUUCACUUAAACUCCCUAAUAUAUUUUCUCAAGGUUCCCUUAGUUACAUGUAGUUUUAUUCAAGCAACCAUGUCUGGUGAUCAUUUUGUUACUUUGGAAAAAAUUUAACUCAGAUCACUCUAUUCCUUUCUCACUUCUGUUAGAAGGGUGUAUUUAAAGUGAUGUUUCAGAUGACUAUAAUGAUUUGACACUACAGGCAAAUCUGAAACUGAAAGGCAGGUACUAGCGAACAAGGAGAAGGAGAAAGGAAAUGAAGCAUUUCAAAGUGGGAACUACAUUGAAGCUUUGGCAUACUAUUGUCGCAGUAUUGAAAUGAAUCCCAGAGCAACAGCAGUAUACAAUAACAGGGCACUUGCAGGUAAGUUAAAAGAACUUGAGGAUUUAUCUGUAAAAUGACAUAAAUGUACAGUCAAUAUUGGACAACUCUUGAAGCCCAACAAUAAAGACAAGUUAUAAAAGCAACUCUGACAUCAGAGCUCAAAAAGAGUGAAGUCCGGUUGUCCAGAGGACAAGUGGAAUUUUCUGCUGUGCUGGGCAUCCAAGUAACUUUUCGUUUUCACUUACCUGAAGGGCAAACUAAAGGGCUCAGGCAAGUCAUCAGCCAACUAAAAUGUUAAAAAAGUAAACUAAAUUUGCCUGGGGCAGGGGAAAUUUUAAAGCUGUUCGUCUUAAAAUGGCAAGCUGCAUUAUUCAAGUUUUUUAUUGAGCCCUGUGACUUUAUUUUAUGAUUGUGCAUGUCCCUUGCAGAAAUAAAGCUUGAAAAAUUCCAAGAAGCCGUUGAUGACUGUAACAUGGUCCUCAGUGCAGAGCCCAACAAUGUGAAAGGUACAUGUAUGUGAACUGCAUGUGAAGGGUGACUGUGUAGAGUAAGAUGCUAAUCACUCCUGAUGUUAUAGCAAAUCUUCCCUUUGAUUUGAGGCAAAUUUAAAGGAGAAUUCAGUGGCUUAUCACAAGUCACCUGGGGUUUUAAUCCAAGAACACCUUUGCAAGCUUCUUGCAAGCAGUGCUGUAGAGUCAGUAACACAGCAUUACAUGAGUAACGCACAUUUCGUACGGGUUGCAAAGCCGUGGACAAGAUGAGGAGGAUGGGGGGAAUGGAAGACAAGUUGGAGAAAAUUUUGGUAUCUGUAAAAAUUGUGUAAUGCUUUGCAUAUGCAAUAUGAUUAUAUUAAAGAUGAUCAGAGCUACCAGGGAGACAAACAAGACAUUUUUACAAGGUAUAAGAGAUGGAAGAUUAAUAUUCCACCAUACCCACUUUGACUGCCUGGUUAAGGUUGAGAAAUGUUAAAUCUCCUCCUCUUACUUUCUAGGCUGUGUUUAAGUAUCAAAAUAAAACAUCAAGUAUUACAUAGUUAAGCAAAGGUGUUUAUUUUUCAUUUAGUUUUAAUGUUUUGUUAUUGCUUUUUUAAAAUCUUUUUAUAGCUUAUCUCAGGAGGUCUAUUGCUCAGAGAAGUCAAGGGUUAUAUGAGGAGGCAACAACAGAUCUUUAUAAAGUACUUGCAAUUGAACCAAACAACAAAAGAGCCAAGGUUGUUGUUAAAUUAAUUUAUUUUACCAUUUAGUUGAUAGCAAUACUUCUGCUGACAUCACCUAUUUAAAUGAUAUUAAUGUGCCAACCAGAAGCACAUUGGUUCUUGUAACAAAUGAUUCUUUUGUUCCACUUGUUACAAAUUUGAGAAACGAAAAUGAUGUUUGCUAACAGUGAUGUCUCCUAAUUUGCUGUACAUUAUGGCUGUAUUGCUUUUGCCAGUUCCUCAACUGAACCACUGUGUUCUCUUAUAUAAGGGCAUCAAAAUAAUGAAUGUAGUUCUUAGGUGGCCAAAAGGUUUUGUUAAAUUAAUUUAUAUCAUCAUUGAGUAAAUUUUGUAUUGCUGUAUGGCUGUAUUGCAUUUGUCUUGAAACUCCUCAAACUGAAUCUGUGUGUCCUCCUUGCUUUGCCACCAUGGAUUAGGCUCCCUAAUGAAUGUCCGGACAGUUUCAUUCUCUUUGACCUGUAUGUAUUAGAGUAAUGCCUGGUUCUCUUGUGCCAUGGACCUACCUGGGACGUAGCCUCUGGUACCACCUAGGAUACUGUUUGGACGAAGGAGAACAUGCACUGCCGGCAACGAGAGCUAUUGCAGUUGAAGUCAACUUUCCAGGUAUGCUGACAGUGAAGACUGGGAUAACCAAUGUUGCUGGCCACUUCUAUUCUGAUAUCAGAACAGUAUCUCAGGCGGUACCAGUGGCUGUGUUGCAGUCAGACUGUAUUUCUACAGUAUAUGAGAACAAGGCUAAUAAGUGGAGGAAGACUGCUGUAGAUGGAGUUGAUGUUGCUUAUAUGAUGUACUGAUGAUAUUUUAACUAUUUUCUUGCACAGGAAUUGCUUGGUGAAAUGAAGAAAAAUGAAAGGUACUUUCUCAUGUAAUUAUUCCAAGUUCUGGUGUAAAUUCUAGAAUACAGGCAAAUGGAAAAUGUGAGUCUUAAUUAAGUAACUUUACCUGUAUGUCCACAUUUUUCAGUGAAGAUGAAAGACCAAGUAAGGCAGGAGAAUCAAAGGAUAGGAGGAAGCAGGAACAUACAUCAGUGGAAAAUGAAACAACUUCUACAAACAUUAACAGUUAUAACAAGGAAUCAGCUACAUCUAGAACAAAACCGAAAGGAAAAAGGUUAAAAAUUGUGGAAGUUGAUUCCGAAAAUGAUUCCGAAACUACUCAGCAUUUGAAUGACAAUAUUUGUGCGGAUAAAGGAGAUGAAGUAAAACAGCAUAUUGACAUUACACAUCAAAAGGACUCCAACGAUGCAACAGUUGCAGUGAAUGGUGUAGACUCUCAUCCAGCUGAAAGGCAACCACAAGUAGCAAAGCCACCUGAGUUGCCAGGUCUUGUAAUAAAAGCUCAGGUUGAAGGAACUAGAUUGUUUAAGCUAGGAAGCUACGCUGCCGCAGCAGAACAGUUUACACAAGCUAUUGAUAUCCUUCAAAAAGGUAAUGUGAUUAAAAUUUGGUUUUGAGAUACAGCGUUCAAGGCAGGCCGAGGAUGGCUGACUGGUUGGAACAGUGGACUUGUAAUCUGGAGGACCCGGAAUUCAAGUUCCACACUGGCCACUAGUUCAAUUUGUUCACAGUAAUCCCAAGUUCAAAUCCUCGGCCACACUUGUAAAAUAGCCAGUUAUUGGUUCACCUUGUACCAGCUCGUAUUCUCACUUUGUCAUUUUCCAUUUGAAGUAUUUGUUUUAUUAUCCCUAAACAAACUUCACCACCAAGCCUUGUUUGUGUACAAAAUUCGAUCUUUGCGUUUAUGUUCUUUGUACAUGGGUAUUCUAUUCAACUCUGCUGCCCUCAGAACUCAUCCACAUUGCAAAUUGACAACCUCAAAACAAGUCGUGGUGGUGAAAUUUUCUUGUCUGGGUUAUUCUCAUUGGCUUGUACACUGUAAUUUACGAGUUAAGAAGUAAAGUUCAAUAUUCGGAUUCAGAGUAUAUGGGAAUCUCCUAUAGAAAAAUAAUUAUCAACGGAAAAAGGUUUGUUUCAACAAGAAAGUUAUUGAUAAAAACCCAGGAAUGAGUGUCUUGAGGCAAGAAUAAGUGCUUAUGGAAACCAGCCUUAAAAUUGUGCUGUGCUUUGAGGCAUUUGAAAUAACCUUUUCCUAAAGCUACAGAUGAAUAAGCAGCAGUUUAUUCAAGAUUUUUAUUCAGGCCUUUUUAUCCGCAGAUAAACUGUUGUACCAUUCAUCACUAUGCUCAUUGUUGUGUAACCGUGGUUCUUGUUUGGUGAGGAUGGGUGAUUGUACUGGAUGUGUAACAGACUGUACAGCAGCCUUGAAGCUGAUACCUGAUGCUUUCAGACCCCUGCUUAAGAGAGCAGAAGCUUAUGAAACAUCUGAAAAGUAAGGUUCUGACUGUUAAAGGAGCUAUGUUGCUAUUUUUGGUAUUACUUUAAACCCUUACAGGCACAUUGAAAUCAAAGAUAACUCUGAAAUAAUGGUUCAGUUUUAUUUAACAUUACCCGGGUACUCCUUGUUCUGCCAUGGGUUUUUAUGAGAGAAAUUUCACCUUUACGGCAAACGGCAAAUGACAGACUCAAGUCGAGAAUUUCUGAGAAUAGAAAAACAGUUCUUAUGGAUAAAAAUAAAGUGACACUACUUGUUUUUUUAGUAAAAGUAAAGAGCAGUUAAAGACAAGUAAUGGAAAAACUUGGUCUUGUGGCACAAAUUCACGUUUUGCCGUUUUCUGUAAACGUGACUUUUAAUCUCCUUAAUAGCACUUCACCUCAAACCUUAAGCAAAAGCGCGCUUACCUUUAUCCCUAAAAUGCCAGAUUCUUUUGAAGAAAAUCUUCAGUUUUUGUCUUAAAAGUGGUUUUCCUUAGGAGGGGAUCUUCAGUGCGAUAAAGAUAAUGUCCUACCUUCCCCCUCUAUCUCCUCUGAUUAUUGUUUCGGUGGAUUUUGAUAUUUUUUUAAUCCAGAUUCGCAAAAGCCUGGUCUGAUUAUCAGCUGGCACUUAAUAUUAAUCCGCAGCACAGUGGAGCACAGCAAGGAAAGUUGAGGUGAUUUUACGUCUAGUAAUUGAAUAAUAUUAUAGUAAAAAAAGGACAAUUCACAGAUGCGUGUAACAAUAUGACGAAGGGCCAACGGACUGGCAAAAUUUGCUCGCUAUAACGAGGUUUCGGUAUAUCGAGGUUCUUUUUCAUAUGUUUUACUAUUACUAGGAUGAAGAAAUUUUCGUUAUACCAAGGACUUCUUAUAUAGAGGUUCGAUAUUUCAAAGUGAGUUAAGUUAAGUAAGUUAGCUUUAUGUGUUAUAUCCUGUUUUCUCUUGCGUGGUGAAACUGGUUUUCUUAGAGGAGGAUUUUCCAAAUGGCUGAGGUGUUGGCAAACGGAAUAUAGUUUGAGCUGCAAUGUAGCUUUCCUCCGUUUGGAGGCCAUGGAACCAGAAUCCUUAAACCGUCAAAAUUCAAAUUGCUAUUAGUAUUUUGUCUAAGAUACAAAUAUUGUUGAAAUUUUUAGGGUUUCUAAACACCUUGAGAAUCUUUACGGAUCUAAAUGGAGAGAACAAGUCGCCCCAGUAUCAUCGUCAGCAGUAUCUCGGCCUAUGGUUAAUGGUUCAUUGGUCCACCCCUCCCCCACACAGUCCGUGAAUGGAGUUACAAGUAAGCCCGAUCUAAUUCCCACACAGGCUACUAGUGACCAAACAAACCAAUCGAUGGUUAACCCGAAUAGUACUUCAAGUACAACUCAGUCUACCCCUGGAGGGGAAGCCAGUGACUCCACAACUGCAUCUUCAACCCACGCAGCCCCUGUAAAAGACAGUGUUUUUGCUGAGUCACCAAGUGCUGUUGAUCCAGCUGUGAAGUUUGCGCAGUCUAAAGAGCAGGGAAAUGCUUUAGUCAAACAGGUUAGUAUCAAGAACGAGAAAGUGGUAUUUCUGUGAAACCUGUUAGUGCAGCCAUUAACGGGCCAUAAGAAAUUGGCCGUGUUUACGGGGUGGUGUUAUUUGGGAUUUAGUUACUUACUUACCAUGGAAACGUGAUCAAUGAUGUAUAAAAUAAUUAGGUGAUGUAACUAUGUUUCCAGUUUUUUUUUUCAAAAUAACGACCUUCUUUUCAAUGACAAACCUUUGCACCCUAACAAAAUUAUGUGGACAUACGACGCUGACAAUUCCUCAAUUUUAGUAUUCAAACACUUAGAACUUUUUAAAAUAAGCUGGUUUAAUAAAUUAACAGGGUAUCGAAAAUCUAUAACAACCCAAAGAGGCCACCGCAUCCGGAACUACGCCUUUCGGAACCGUGAUGAGAUUUCUAAUUGCCCGUGCUAGAUUCAGUCAUCAGACAAGAGGGUGGAGCAUACAAAGACAAUUCGCCACUUUAGAAACGAGGAACUCAAAGGAACCGGAACCGAACUAUGUGCCGCAAGUGUUCCUGGGAUCGUAACUUAAAAUUCUUUCCCUGUCCUUAGCAACAGUCCCAGAAGUCUUUGCGAAAGUUAAUUUUUGUGGCUUGCUCCCAUUUUGUUGGAUUGUUUUUUGCAGAACCGUUACGACGAAGCCGUUGCAUGUUACACUGAAUGCAUAGAAAUUGAUCCCGAAAACGUUGCUGUUUAUACAAACAGAGCUCUCUGUUACCUGCGACUGAAUCAGGUAUGUCAUGUAACUCCCCGACAACGAAGAGAAAUAACUGUCAAAAAAAUAGACAUGUUUUAAGUAUUUUGGAAAAAAUUGAGAAGGCAAGUUGAGGCAACAUCAGACUAGAGCACAGCAUGUCUCGUCACAUCACACUACGCAAGUUUAGAUCACAGCUACUCCUCCGUUAGACAUUGAACUCGUUGAGGGGCUUGUUUAAAUUUUUAUUGCAAAGUUGUUUUGAACGUUUCUUUUUUAAAAAUUAAAGGACGAGCUUGCCAUACAAGAUACCACUGAAGCGUUAAGACUCCAGCCAGACAACGUGAAAGCCCUGUUCAGAAGAGCACUGGCCAAGAAGGUUAGUUUGCUCAUGUUGAUGUUUAUAUACGACCUAGAAGAGGAAUACUGGUAACCGGUCGUUUCGAUACAACGUCGUUUCGAUGCAAACUCAAGCAGUGAAAGUGCACAAAAAUUUCGUUCACUUCAAGUAUAGUUUGCGCGUGGACGAGAAAAACAUUUUGGGUGAAAAUUCUUCGUUCUUUAAACCAAGUACGUGGAACUAUUUACACCUAGCCUCGACUGAAUAAAAUUGUAUCGAAACGAAUUUGUAUCGAAACAACCGGUAACCUGAAUUCUAAUGGAUGGAGACUUGUUUAAUUGUCUUAGAAAUAACCUCACAAUACGAGUCUUAAUUGAGGAUGUGACGAUAUAACGUGGGGAAUUUCGUUGUUGUUAAGUAUCGAUUUACAAGGGCGGUAUCAUUUAUAUUUUUCAUAAUAAACCAGGUAGGAGAGAAGUUCUAAAAAGCAUUUGUUCUGUCUUUGAUUUGCAGGCGCUGAAUCAGUAUGACUCGGCUGCUCGAGACUUGUUCCAACUGCAGAAAAUUGAACCCAAGAAUGCCGCAGCUAAGAAGGAACUGGAAGUAGUCCUUGACUUAUGUCGAAAGGUGAACGUUAACAAUAACCGGAGGAUAGGUUUAUAUCAAGACCCGAUCAAACUGAUUUGUGCAAAUGGUAAACGGGAUUCCGGGGCAAAACUUACCAGUCCUAAAUUUUGCUUAUCGUUUACCCAAACCGUAAACCGACCUAUGGUAAACAACCAUAGUCUUGCGUUUUUGGACGAUCAAGUCGUUCCCCAGCUGUGCCCUCAGGCUACUUGGACAGCAGCUGGUCCCCGCAAGAUGGUUUUACUUCAUAUAUGGCCCAAAUAAUCAACCAUUUAUGAAGUAACUACUCGGAAGAGACGCUGCUAACUGAGAGAAAAUGCGACGUUUGGUUGUUCACGAAACAUUGUCGCUUCUUGUGAUAAACUAAUUACUGCCUCUUUAUGACGAAGAUAAGGAUAGACUAACAUUAUUAAAUGUUUGAUGUUCACUUCAACUUUACUAAAAUAAGUUUACUUUGUUGACUUCCAUGUAUUACACGAUUUCUGCGUUGAAAAUUCUCCAUGUCCAAUCUCUCGUGGCGACCACCCGCUGACCAACAAGCUCCAGGACUUUGGGCUAAUAGAAUGUUCUAAUACACGGGCUCUGUCCAAUCCAAGCUGAGGGACUUUAUCUUUUUUCUACUCAGGAGCGUAGGGAAUCCACUGAAAAAGGCACAAAGACGAAGAAAACUAAGAAGGCAAAGGAGAAGAAAGAGCAGCAAAAGCCACAGGUUACCCAGGAAGAGAAACCUCAAAAGUGGCGAAGAAUUACUGUCAAGGAUGUUCAGUACGAUGACGAGGUAGUUUCUUGUUUACAACGAUCAGACAAAUAAUUUACAAAAUAUCACGUGAUUGACACGCUUUCAGCAUAACCAAGAGAGGAAAAUGAUCCCCUCUGGACGUUAUUCAAAGCUUUAAAGACCUUGCCGCUUUCUGCUCCAGUGAACAAACACAAAGAAAUGAUCCAGAGGCUUGGGUGGGUAGUUUCAUACAGAUCAUUGUAAUUUGCCCACCGGAGCCUAGAGUUGAUGUGCUUGUUGACAGGAAUGCGGGAAAGGUUUUCUUAAGGCUUUCGCGCCUGCUGACAAAGUCCUACGUGCCCCAAGAGGUGGCUCUAACUUCUGAGUCUGUGAAUUGACUAGAAAUUCUCCACUUCACGGGUUCAUAGAGAAGGCUAGGAAGCAGUGUUUUCUUUUGGUACUGCUUAUUAUGCGGCACAAGUGAAUGGACGAAAUCCUCUGGUUUGAUCAUUCAAAUGAAACCUCUUUAGCAGUACUUUACAUGGUGCUAUUUACUCAGUGUCAAUAUAAUCCAAAUUGGAGAGUGGUGGUGGUUGGGGGGAGGGGGGCACUUCUGCACUGUGUGGUUUGAAAGGGUUUUUAAGAUAUGGUGCAGAUAUGAGAUUUCAGUAGCAAUUUCAAGACAGAAUUUUUCCUUCUAAAAAUGGCAGCCAUUCAGUGGGAAGAGCAUCACCAUCCAUGACCUGUUUUGAAGGAAUUGAGAUUGUUUUUAUUUCGCAGGAUGAUGAGCUGCCAGUCUCUCAAGAACCAAAGGAGCAGUCCUCGAUCAGACAACCAGACAAAAUCCCUCUUAAUCCCAGUGAUAGGAACACAGGAAAACCAGUCAAGCUUGUCAAGGUGUGUUAAACCAUGCUACCCUAAUCACGUACCUUUACUACGAACACGAGUUUGUUCUUGAAGUAAACGAUGAUCACACAAUCUGAUACUGAUUGUUUUCCUAUUUACUAUUGUACUUUUUUCACCACCAAAAUUUGGGUUAACCGAGAAUCACGCCUAGCGAGCGAUCAUAGUUCGAGUUUCAAGUCGGGCCUCAGUUAUGUACAGUCGUCAACUCGGCCCUUUUGUGCGAAGGAACCCUUCCUAGCAAUCCUAACCGAUCUGUGCUUUAAUGAAUAGACUACACCUUAUGACUUUUUUCAAGCCUGGAAUUCGGUGAAAAAGGGAAGCUACAAAGACUACGCCGAUUUGUUACGACAGCUGGACACCAAACGACUUGCCAAAGGUAAGCAACUCUUCUCGUUAACUGGAAGCUGCAGUCAUGGACAAACGUCCUUGGGACAGUACUGCAAUAUUCAUUUUUUUCUUUCAUUUCUCGGUUCCCUCAUAAAACAGUGCAUCCUUUUCGAAAUUUUCUUGCAGUUCUCCCUCCCCCACCCUAUACAAAGUUGAAACUCGGAACAAAAAUUCUGAAUACACGCGUCCAACAUUCUUUUUGGGGUGAGGGGAGGGGUUGGACCUGUGUGAAUUGGAAAACGCCGAAGAAAGGCAAAAGUGUCUCAAGACUUAAGUCCAUGAAUGUACUUGUUUGGAAUGAACGAUGGAGGCAGAUUCUCCACACAGCGAAUUGAACAGGCUUCCGUGGGAAACUGCUCGCGCUUUCUUGAUAGUUCUUCGCUCUUUACCCGACAGCUUUCUCGUUUUUUCUUUGGUCUAUACCCAUCAGCAAACUUAUUAACAGGCUCGGAACCUUUUUCCCAGGGCUCUUCCCUUCAAAGGCGAUGUCAUUAUCGAGAAAGUUAAGUGGACCGUGGUAACCAGACUGGCCCUCGUGCAUCCUCCGAUCCUUGUACAAAGUUAUUGCAAUUACUGUAUGCACUUUUAUUUCAUUUUCUUUGUCAGUUCUCAGCAACAAGCUUGAGGCUCCCAUGCUAAGUAGCAUCAUUGCAGCUCUAAGCCAAGAAAUUGCUCCACAAGGUAACUUAAAAUACCGACAGUUUGCUGUUGUUUAUGUGAGUAUGUAUGUUUGUGACAUGUACCUAGUUUAAAGGCCUUUCUAGCCUGGACCAGGCUCCUUUGGAGGCUGAUUUAGCAACAGAACGGGAACGUCAGUUGACGACGGCGCGCGCAAGUCAAACAACUGGCCUAACUAAUGGCAGAGGGGCAAAUUGGGCACCCGAAGUCGUGUUUAGUCCUUUCCGCGCGCUUUCCCGUCGUCAACUGACGUCCCCGUCCUGUUGCUAAAUCAGCCUAGCGUCUAGCUGGGGCACAGGGCUAUCAGCUGGUAUGCAUUUGGAGUAGCCUGGUUAAAGUCCAGGCGGGUGGGGAUGUUCUAAAGAACCUGGUUUGUGCUGGACCGUGGCUUUGCUGAAAUUUCGACCGGGGCUUAGAAAGCAAAUAAAGAAAAACAUGGCGUAAAAGGCCACAGCCCCUUUCCCUUCUGAAGUCGCUCGCUCGGUAAGAUUGGCUUAAUAGCUAUUUGCGGGCAUACAAUACAGUAAAACUUUAUCUUUUGUUAAUAAAUAAAUUGUUGUUGUUUUUUUGUUGUUCUCCCCGGUAUUUGACUUUUUUUCUCCACUGAGGAGCAUGAUUCCAGGUUAUGGCCUUACCUCCCACUAGUCUCCGGUAGCUCAGUGGUACCACAGGUAUCCCAAACUCGAAAUAUGAGCAUCGGCGAGCAUCAGCAUUGUUGCGUAACGUUCGAAAUAUAAGGAUUUGUAUGGGAAAAAAACCUCUUGUUUCUGUAACCUACGAAAAUGAAAAGAUUUCAAUAAAAAACAGCUUACCUUACUUAAAGUGUUUAUUACGUAGUUUGCGUCUCUCCUGUGUAGUCCACGGGCCGAUUUAUGGCUGUUUUAUGGCUUUUAUGUAAACGGUUUUUUCUCUAUAAAUAAGGUUUACGUUAUAUAUAGAGUUCCAGUUAUAUAUAGGUUACAGAAACGAGAGGUUUUUUUCCCAUACAAAUCCUUAUAUUUCGAAUGUUACGCAACAAUGCCGAUGCUCAUAUUUCGAGCUUGGGCUACCUGUGGUGGUACAGGACCAGUUACACAAAGUCACUGGACGGUUGCGGUUGAGAGAACUCUGAUUUUCAGUGUCACUGACUAAAGAAACAUCAUUUUCAACUUUUGUUUCUGUACUGUCCUUAAUUUAGGGGAGGAAUCCUUGGCAUUUGACAUCUUAGAACAACUCACUCGCGUGGAACGGUUUGACAUGGUGUUGCUUUUCAUGUCAGCAAAGGAAAAGAAUGGUACGUGUUACUCUUUAUUUUGCGAUAUGAAAGGCCGUUUUUUAAAUUCUACUUUAUAUGGCUAGCUCCUAGAACGGGUAAGAUAAAGCAAAAUAAACCGGCUUUUUGGCAAUUAUUGCAUGGUUCCCCGAUCUGUUAUCAGACGUGUGUAAGAUAAUUUUUCACACCAGUCUCAUGGAAACAAACUGAAUGCAGUCAGCUAUUUUAAUGGUACCUUUAAUACGUACAGAGGCCUUUCGAUUUUCCGAGGCAAGUUCUAUGUAAGAAGAACAAAGGGUUUCUGUCCGCACCGUAUUCAUUAUUUCAUUUUGCUUCUUCAACAGAACUUCAGCAGCUGUUUUCCAAACUACAGGCCGCGAGGUUAAAACAGGACUUUGUGACAAACGAAGCAUUUGACCGUUUAAGACAGAAGUUCAAGAUUUGAUUUUUAUGAAAACUUGUUUUGACGAAGUUGACAUCAAAAGUCCUCUCGAAGCCCAAGCAUUUGCGUCGAAACCUGGGCACCAGAACUAGGCCCAGCGCCCCGGAGUGUCCGGCUUUGUGCAGAGUUUGAAUUCAGUUGUGAGAACAUUCCAGACUAAAAGAAUCAGCUGUUCCUUUUAGUCCCUUGUUGAAUGCGAGCGGCGUUAGGGAUUUCGAGCAACCACGAUGCCGACGUCAGCUAAAACGUCUUUUUAGAAAAAGUCAAUUUGCUCUGUUUCAAUCUUUUCGUUAUCAAAUUGUAAGUGAAUACAAAGGAAUUUUCGUAGAGCUGAAAUUUAAAUGACCCCAUCCAAGUUCGUUGGUUUGUCCCCCAUAAAGCGUAACAUUAGGGCCAUUUAUACGAGGAAAAAUAAGACGCGUCUUACAUAAGACGCG